Molecule: messenger RNA, 744 nt
Organism: Pogonomyrmex barbatus (red harvester ant)
Lineage: Eukaryota; Metazoa; Arthropoda; Insecta; Hymenoptera; Formicidae
Product: chymotrypsin-2-like
Biological process (GO): proteolysis
Molecular function (GO): serine-type endopeptidase activity
Source: RefSeq, a predicted model, not a curated record
AUGAAAACUGUGUUCGGUCUCUUAAUAUUGUGCCUAGUGCAUAACGCCUAUGGUUUCUCAACCGAUAGAUUUAAGCGAAUCGUUGGUGGCAGUACGUCAGAACAUCCGUAUCCUUAUCAAGUAUCAUUGAGAUAUUUAAAUUCCACAUUGCAUUUCUGUGGUGGAGCCAUUAUCAGCAAGAAUUAUAUUAUUACCGCCGCACACUGUCUUAAAUUUCAACCGUCCGAUGUUUUCGUAACUGUUGGAAGCAAUGAUCUUCUCACACCUAGUGCGAUAUAUCAAGCUACAUCCUUCAUAAUACAUCCUUCUUAUGACGAGUACACUAAUGACAUUGGUUUAAUUUACGUGAUGCAAGAUAUUGAGUUUAACGAAAAUGUUAGGCCGAUUGCUUUAGCAAGUGCUGAUUACACGUACAAUGAUUAUCCUCUUUUAGUUACUGGAUGGGGACAACUCGAGACAGAAGGUCCAUAUCCUAAUUAUUUACAAGAAAUUAGAGUGAAAGUAUAUUCUCAAAUCAUGUGCAACUACUAUUACGAAAAUAUUAUUGCAAACACUCAAAUAUGUACCCUUACAGUACAGGGUGAAGGAAUGUGUGUGGGUGAUUCCGGUAGCCCACUCAUUGAUAAUGAUGUGCUUAUUGGUAUUGUGUCCUUCGGUAUGCCUCCAUGUGGUAGUGGUUUCCCAGAUGUAUACACCAGGGUGUUUUAUUAUAGACCAUGGAUUUAUUUUUAUGCAAGAAUUUAA